AUGGCAGUGGAACUUCCUCAGCGCCCGACGCUGUACAUUGACGGGUCGUGGACGCGCUCGAGCGACGACAAGACGCGCCCGACCGUGAACCCGUUUGAUGCCAAGACCCUCGUCGAGGUGGACGAGGCGACGCCCGCGGAUGCGGAGCGUGCUGUUGCUGUGGCGAAGAAAUACUUUACCGAGUCGGACUGGUCGACGAAGCCGUACGCGGAGCGCUGUGCGCUGCUCGACCGCUAUGCGGACCUCUUGCAGGAGCACAAGCCGAAGCUUGCCGAAAUCGAAACGCUGGACACGGGCAAGACGCUCGGCGAGAGCGAGAUUGAUAUCGACGAUGUGACAAACGUGUUCCGUUUCUACGCCAAAGAGGCGCUCAAGCUCGAGAAGGACAAGUCGAUUACCGGCGAGCUCAUCCCCGACUCGGUCAAGAGCACGGUGGUGCACGAGCCGGUGGGCGUGUGCGUGCUGAUCACGCCGUGGAACUACCCCAUUUUGCAGCUCUGCUGGAAACUGGCGCCCGCGCUCGCCACCGGCAACGUGGUGAUUGUGAAGCCGUCGGAAGUGACGCCGCUCUCGACCAUCUACCUCGUGAAGCUCUUGAUCGAGGCGGGCUUCCCCCCGCAGAGCGUGCAGCUGCUCACUGCGUCCGGCGCAUCGGUCGGCCCCACGCUGACCGAGCACCCCGACGUGGACCUCGUAUCGUUCACCGGUGGCCUAGCGACCGGCCGCCAGAUUAUCCGCAGCUGUGCCGAGACGAUCAAGCGCUGCACGGUCGAGCUCGGGGGCAAGAACCCGAAUGUGGUGUUUGCCGACUGCGAUCUGGACUGGGCGAUCGACAAUGUGCUCACCGCCGUCUUUGUGCACUCGGGCCAGGUGUGCUCGUCCGGUGCGCGUCUCAUUGUGGAAGAGUCGAUUGCCGACCGUCUCGUCGCCGGCGUCGUCGAGCGUGCGAAGCAGAUCGUGAUGGGCAGCGGCCUGGACCCCAAGACGGAGACGGGCCCGCUGGUCUCGGCGGAGCACCGCAGCAAGGUCGAGGCCUAUGUGAAGCUUGCGCACGAAGAAGGCGCGCAAGUCCUCUGUGGCGGCGCGCGCCCCGACCCCGCGCAGUUCCCCGAGCUGGCGAACGGCUUCUUUUUCCUGCCGACGGUCGUCGACCGCUGCGACCGCUCGAUGCGCAUCGUGCAGGAGGAGACCUUUGGCCCGAUCCUCACCGUGGAGCGUUUCAAGGACGGUGACGAAGAGACGGCAGUGCGUCUCGCGAACGAUACCAAGUACGGCCUCGCCGGCGGCGUCCAGUCCAAGGACCAGGCGCGUGCCGAGCGCGUCGCCCGCCGCCUGCGACAUGGCUCGGUGUGGGUGAACACCUACGGCGCCUACACCCCUCAGGCCGAGUGGGGCGGCUUUGGCAUGUCGGGCAACGGCCGCGAGCUCGGCAGCAAGGGCCUCGACGAGUACGUCGAGGCAAAGCACAUCUGGGCCGAGACCAAGCCCGCGAUGAUGGACUGGUUCAAAGGUGCUCGUAUGUAG
Malassezia japonica is the source of this 1524-nucleotide messenger RNA. RefSeq lists its product as uncharacterized. The transcript has a single exon. Gene Ontology annotation, molecular function: oxidoreductase activity, acting on the aldehyde or oxo group of donors, NAD or NADP as acceptor. Bases 1 to 1524 code for a protein of 507 amino acids. NCBI's taxonomy places the organism in Eukaryota, Fungi, Basidiomycota, Malasseziomycetes, Malasseziales, Malasseziaceae. The record is from RefSeq and is a predicted model, not a curated record.